Molecule: messenger RNA, 3168 nt
Organism: Saccostrea echinata
Lineage: Eukaryota; Metazoa; Mollusca; Bivalvia; Ostreida; Ostreidae
Product: E3 ubiquitin-protein ligase rnf213-beta-like
Exons: 5
Coding region: 1-3168 (1055 amino acids)
Molecular function (GO): ATP hydrolysis activity; ATP binding; ubiquitin-protein transferase activity
Source: RefSeq, a predicted model, not a curated record
AUGGCUCUUGAGGAGCGACUGAGGAUUUCUGAAAAUGCCUUGAAAUACUGGCUUUCAACAGAUGAAGAAAGAGGAUUUCGUACCCAAAUGAUUCUUGCAUUCUUGGACACGACAAAUUUUACGAAUGAAGAUGAUCUUGAUUCUGUGUCUGAACUUCUUGAUUGGUUUGAGUUUUGGGAAAAGAUCUUAUCUAUAGAGGAACUGGAUACCACUGUUAAAAAACAUAAGAGUUAUGAAUAUGUUAAAAGAACUGAAAAUUUAUAUGAUAUUCGAAGAAAAGAUCCUGAGCCAAUGCUGUCAAUGAAAACAACAAUAGUGAAAACGUUUUUGAAAAUGGCAACAAAAAUUUCAAAGCGAUCACUUAGCAAGACGACAACUACUGAUACCAAAACAGGAAGAUUAUGUAAGCAAUAUGGCGAACCAAUGAAAUGGGAGGACAUUAACCCUAUCAUUGUUAUCUUUAACGCAAGAGAACCCCAAACAAUAUCAGUCUUGUGCAAAAGUACAGCAGACCUAGAGGAAAAUGAAAAAAAAUUUCUUGAGGAACAGUUGUUCUUGAGUGGUGGAGAUUUACAAGAUCUUGAUUCUUUAAGCCAGACGCAGAUGUUUAAUCUUCUAACUAAUGUUGUGUCUGAAAGUACUAUCGAUUGUAACCAGAUGCAUAUAAAUGAAGACUAUGUCAUUACGACAGAUAAUCUCCUGAAAAUGGUUAUCAUUAAUGUAAAAGUAGAAUCAUUUGUACCAAUUAUAUUAAUGGGGGAUACUGGCUGCGGGAAAACAACCCUUCUUCAAAAUCUUGCGAAGAUUAAAGGUGUCGUUUUUCAUUCUGUGAAUAUUCAUGCAGGGCUUGAUGAAAUAUUCAUUGAAAAAAAAAUAAAAGAAAUAAAUGAUGUGGCUUUUCAAAAUCCUGGUAAGGAGUUCUGGCUUUUUCUAGAUGAAGUAAACACCAAUCGGAACAUAGGAAUCUUUAGCGAUAUUAUAGUUCAUGGACAUUUCAAUGGUAUCUUUCUCGCCCCAAAUGUGACAGUUGUAGCGGCAUGUAACCCAUAUAAGGUACAAGACCAGGAAGCCACAUGUGGACUUCAAAGUGAAGAGGUAUCACCUAUUUACAAUGUGUAUCCUCUACCUGAAGCUAUGUUGGAUUUUGUUUGGGAUUUUGGGAAUAUAACACUUGAAGAUGAAGAGAAAUAUAUCAAAUUAAUGAUCAAUGAUGUCUUUUCAAAGAUGAGGUGUAGCAAAUAUCCACUAAAAACCAUUGCUGCAAAAAGUUUGUCAGAAUCCCAACAAUUCGUCCGAAAAUGCAUUUCAUCGUUUAAUGUUAGCUUACGUGAAAUAGAGAGGAGUAAGCGACUUUUUUCAUGGUUUAAGGACGAAUAUUUACCCAAAAUGGAAGACAAGAAAGAAAUUAACGAUGAUCAGUGUUUGAUGUACUGGUUCAUGACUUUAGAUUUGACUUAUUCUUCUCGCUUUUCAUCACACAGUGAACGAACAGCUUAUUGGAAAACCAUCACUAGUUGUGUACGUAAAGAUGAGUUGAAAAGCCUAGACUUGGAUAACAUUGAAAACGAUAUUUUCCAGGAAAAAGAAUUGGUUCUAAGUAACAUGGAAAUGUCAAGUGCAAUAGCUGUUAAUAGAACAUUAACGGAAAAUAUAUUUGCUCUCUUCGUUUGCGUCUUAUCUCGAAUACCUGUAUGUCUGAUUGGGAAACCUGGUUGCAGCAAAUCAUUGUCAAUUCAGCUUUUAAGGAACAACAUGCGAGGGAAUGAAUCAGCAUCUGCAUUUUUCAAAAAGUUUCCUCAACUUUACUUUGUUUCAUAUCAGGGUUCUGAAUCCUCAACUCCUGAAGGAAUUGAAAAAGUAUUUGAUACCGCAAAACAUUACCAAAACGUUAACAGUAACAGAAAUGUACAAGUUGUAAUUCUUUUUGAUGAAUUAGGACUGGCUGCGAAAUCUCGAUUUCAACCCUUAAACGCUUUGCAUAGCAUUCUUGAAGAAGGUGUAGAUACUACAGAUAAGUUAACCGUAUCUGUAAUAGGAUUAUCUAAUUGGGCUAUGGAUCCUGCAAAAAUGAACCGUGUCCUUCAUGUCUCUUGUCUUGAUCUGACCACAGAGGAAAUGUUACAAACAGCGAUUGCUAUCUAUCAAAACGUGCUCGAAAAAAGUGAACUUAACGAAAAUGAGAAACAAAUCCUGAAAAAAAUUGCUACUAAAUAUGUUGAGUAUAUAGAACAACCAGAUCUGGAAGAUUUUCACUGCAGAAGAGACUUUUACAGUUUAAUCAAAUAUAUAAGCACAAGGAAAAGAGGACAACCAGAUUCCGAUAUAUGGACUCUAAUUUCCGACGGUAUAAAACGUAACUUUGGUGGAUUACAGUGUAAGUCCAGUUUACAGACAGCAGAAGAAUUAAUCAUCCCAAGAAAAGAAAUGGUGGGGAAAAAAAAUGUGAUAGAUUUAAUUGAAGAAAAUCUCUUGGACAAACAUAGCAGACAUCUAAUGUUGAUAUCAAGAAGCGAUGCAGUAAUAGAGAAACUCAUUCUAAUGUUGAAAAAAAAGAAGAGAAAAUACACGUGUAUUUUUGGAAGUCAAUUUGAGGAUGACCAGUAUGAUGAUUACAGUUACAGAAUACUAAGUAAAAUUAUUCUUUGCAUGGAGCAAGGACACGUCCUUGUUCUGAAAGACUUAGAGAUGGUGUAUGGAAGUUUAUUUGACAUGCUAAAUCAAAAUUAUUCAUCAAUAGGUGAAAGAAAACAUUGUAGAAUUGCACUUGGUCCGUAUAGUAACCCACUUUGCUAUGUCCAUGAAGCCUUUAAAUGUGUUGUGGUGGUAAACAAAGAAAUAAUUAUUCGACAAAAUGCUCCGUUGCUUAGCAGAUUUGAAAAACAGGCCUUUUCAUUUCAGGACAGCCAUUGCCCUAAACAUGAUGAAUUGGUGCGCGAAUUAAAUCAAAUGCUUACUGAAAUGACAAUGAUACAUCUUUCCGAUGAAAGUGUUCUCCAUCUACCAUUAAAAAAACUUAUUCCUAUUCACAACAAUGAUAUGUUUAAAAUGUGGCUAAAGGAAAGUGACAUCAAAGGGGUUGUAAAUAUCCUCAGUGCAUUUGAAGAAUAUGAAGGCGAGGACGGAGUUUUAUGGAAAGCCCGAUACAACUAUGGUAUCCGCAGUAUAUGA